AUGUUUGUUGCAACAUUACUAUAUAGAAUUCAAAUUUAUUCUGAUUAUUCAUUUAAUCGCCUUAUUAAACAAGUUCAAAAUGGAUUUUAUUCAAUUCUUGAACAUACACAUUAUCCUCUUCAACAAAUAUUUCAAGAUUUAGAUUAUAAACAUUCAUCUUCUGCAUUUCUCAAUAUAUUAUUUGAUUUCAUUACUUAUUCAUCUGAUACUGAUCUUCUAUCUGUAAAUCAAACACAAUUUCAAUCAGUACCAUUGAAACAAAUGCAAAAUGUUGUUAAAUUUGAUAUGAAACUAUUAUUUUUUCAUGAUCGAACAGUUCAAAAUCAAACAAUAUCAUGUUCUCUAAUUUGUUCACAAGAUGUCUUUAUUGUCAUGUUGUUUAUUAUAAAAACAUUUCUCAACAAGGAAUAA
Adineta steineri is the source of this 411-nucleotide messenger RNA. The record is from the annotation of a GenBank genome assembly. Lineage: Eukaryota; Metazoa; Rotifera; Eurotatoria; Adinetida; Adinetidae.